Sinocyclocheilus anshuiensis is the source of this 1509-nucleotide messenger RNA. RefSeq names its product actin related protein 6. The record is from RefSeq and is a predicted model, not a curated record. The transcript has 12 exons. Lineage: Eukaryota; Metazoa; Chordata; Actinopteri; Cypriniformes; Cyprinidae.
UGUUUUCAGACUUGGCAUCUGAAGUAUAGAAGAAGACGCCCAAAGAGCGGCAGCAUCGUUUAGCAAAUUCGAUGUUUACUUCGACCACUAAAUUAAAAAUGCACUUUGCUUGAUAAUUUACCUUAAUAUAUUUGUGCAUCUUAAAUUGUGAUGUAAAAAUGUCAACGCUUGUCUUAGACAAUGGUGCGAACUUCGCUAAAAUCGGGUACAGUCAUGAGAAAGUCAGCGUUAUCCCAAAUUGCCAAUUCCGUUCGAAGACCUCUAGGCUGAAAACAUUCACUGCCAAUCAGUUGGAUGAAAUCAAAGACCCGUCCGGACUCUUCUAUAUCCUCCCGUUUCAAAAGGGGUAUCUUGUAAACUGGGAUGUGCAGCGCAAAGUCUGGGAUCAUCUGUUUGGAAAAGAUAUGUUUAAGGUGGACUUUGCGGAUACCAACAUUGUGAUAACAGAACCGUACUUCAACUUCAGCUCAAUUCAAGAUACUAUGAAUGAGAUUCUAUUUGAAGAAUAUCAGUUCCAGUCAGCACUCAGAAUUAAUGCUGGAUCUUUGAGUGCUCAUCGAUACUUCCAUGAGAACAACUCUGAGCUGUGUUGCAUUGUGGUGGACAGCAGCUUCUCCUUCACACACAUUGUUCCUUAUUGCAGGGGAAGAAAGAUGAAAGAGGGCAUUUGCAGGAUAAAUGUUGGAGGAAAGCUUCUCACCAACCAUCUGAAGGAGAUCAUUUCAUACAGGCAGCUGCAUGUGAUGGAUGAGACUUAUGUGAUCAAUCAGGUCAAGGAAGAUGUGUGUUAUGUGUCACAAGAUUUCUACAAGGACAUGGAGAUUGCACAAUUGAAAGGUGAGGAUAAUACAGUUAUGAGAGACUAUGUGCUGCCGGAUUUCAGCUCUAUCAAAAAGGGAUUUUGCAAGCCUAGAGAGGAGAUGAAUUUUACUGGCAAAUAUAAAACUGCGGAGUUUCUACAAGGACAUGGAGAUUGCACAGUAACAGCACAACUGUUUUAAACAUUGAUAUAGGAGAUGGGCAUACCUGAGGCUUUGGUCAACUCCAUUAACAACAUGCCGGAAGAGAUGCAGCCCCACUUCUACAAGAACAUUGUUCUUACUGGCGGCAACACCUUGUUCCCUGGAUUCAGAGAUCGGGUUUACACAGAAGUCCGGGCACUCGCUCCUGUGGAGUAUCAAGUUUCUGUCGUUCUGCCACAGAAUCCUAUUUGUUACCCAUGGGAAGGAGGAAAGUUAUUGGCUGAAAACCCUGACUUUGAAGAGAUGGUGGUCACACGAGAGGAUUAUGAGGAAAAUGGACAUUAUGUGUGCGAGGAGAAGUUUGAUAUUUGAUGCAUACGAAUUGUCUGUCAUUUUGUACAGAAAAAUUGAACACUGCACAUGUUUUGUAUGAAAACUAAGCUGUACAUUGGCGUACUAUAUAUUACACUCAAUAUUACUCAAGUCAAUAGGCCUUUUGACUUUAAAUGUAAUAAUUUCGUUGUUUUCAGCCUUUUUUUAAAGAACU